Molecule: messenger RNA, 1983 nt
Organism: Asparagus officinalis (garden asparagus)
Lineage: Eukaryota; Viridiplantae; Streptophyta; Magnoliopsida; Asparagales; Asparagaceae
Product: IQ domain-containing protein IQM1
Exons: 10
Coding region: 143-1726 (527 amino acids)
Molecular function (GO): protein binding
Source: RefSeq, a predicted model, not a curated record
UCAUUCAUUCUUUUGUUCGUUCACUAUCAAGUUUAGCCUCCUCGAUCAACUCUUCAGAGGCUACUGAAUCCCUUCAACUAAUUUGUAAGUUUUUACAGGGAAAUCCCGGUAAUUUUGAACCUCGAGAGCUGCUUUGAGAUUCAUGGGCACGUCCUUUUCCUUGCUUUCAUGGAUUUCGAUUGAUGUGAUGAGGAGCACGAUCUGGGGCAUGAAGGAAGUUGAAGCAGUGUUAUCAAAAUCCCUCAGCUUCGGUGAGAACGAAGCGGUCAAAAUGACGCUAAGAUCACUUAGUUUCAAGAGGAAUGAAUCGGGAAUCAAGUCGAAAGCCAAAGGGCCUGAUUCGAUCACCAUCGAGAGAUCACUAAGCUUCAAGAACUGGGAGCCCGCCGAAGAAACCAAUAGGCUUGAAAUCUCCAUUCCGUUCAAUAAACCAGAGGAUCUCAUCACCUUUAAGGCAGCAGAGGAUCAAGCCCCGGUUUCAGAGAAGCCCUCGACUUACUUAAACCGCCAGCAUUCAGAGUUUAGCUCACCGAGGCCUCUGAGCGAGCGCGAUGCAGCAGCAGUGAAGCUCCAAAAGGUUUACAAGAGUUACAGAACUCGAAGAAAUCUAGCAGAUUGUGCUGUUGUAGUUGAGGAGCUCUGGUGGAAAGCACUGGAUUUUGCUUCAUUGAAGCAUAGCUCGAUAUCUUUCUUCGAUGUAGAGAAACCAGAGAGUGCCGUCUCUCGUUGGGCAAGAGCUAGAACUAGGGCAGCCAAGGUGGGUAAAGGUUUAUCCAAAGAUGAAAAGGCACAAAAGCUAGCACUCCAACACUGGCUCGAAGCAAUAGACCCACGACACCGUUAUGGGCACAACUUGCAUCUAUAUUAUGAUGUUUGGUUCGAAAGCGAGAGCACUGAACCAUUUUUCUACUGGUUGGAUGUAGGAGAUGGAAGAGAAGUGAAUCUUGAUAAGUGCCGACGAAGCAAUCUUCAACAGCAGUGCAUCGAAUAUCUUGGACCUAAAGAGAGGGAGGCAUAUGAAGUCAUUGUGGAGGAUGGAAAGCUCGUAUACAAACAAAGAGAAAUCCCUGUUAACACUGCCGAAGGUUCAAAGUGGAUUUUUGUUCUCAGCACAACGAGGGCACUGUAUGUGGGGCAGAAGAAAAAAGGAUCAUUUCAACAUUCAAGCUUUCUAUCUGGGGGAGCUACAACAGCUGCAGGAAGAAUGGUCGUCAAAGAAGGAAUCCUACAGGCUAUAUGGCCAUACAGUGGACAUUACCUCCCAACUGAAGAGAAUUUCAAGGAAUUUAUAAGCUUCCUUCAAGAUAACAACGUCGACCUCACCAAUGUCAAGAGAUGCUCGGUUGAUGAUGAUGAAUUCCCAUCCAUUAAUAUCACCAAUGACCAGGAAAUAAAAGAAAGGGCCAAGGUGGUGGAAAAAGAACCCUCAAAGGAGACUUCAAGCAGGCAAGAUGCGUUCGCAUUGGGACGUCGUUUAUCCUGCAAAUGGAGCACAGGAACUGGACCUCGUAUUGGCUGUGUCCGAGAUUAUCCAACUGAACUCCAGUUCAAGGCGCUGGAACAGGUUAACCUGUCGCCGAGGGUUAUCCCUUCGCCUAUGGGAAACAAAAUCCCUAUUCCAUCCCCUCGACCGAGCCCUCGUAUUAGGCUCUCUCCAAGGCUUGCUUAUAUGGGCAUUCCAACUCCUACAGUUUCUCUUACUCUUCCGAAGUCCAAAAGACUGUAAAAGAUUCAGUUUGUUUGAUAUUUUAGAAUUUUUAACGGUUUAACUUAGGUUAAUUUAGUUGGGUUGUUCAACAUACGGCUGAACCAAGAAAGUUUUUCCCCACUUUUUUUUUAUUUUUUUAUUUUUGAGGUACCAUGAAGCGAAGACCUGCACACCAGUGAGGGAUUUUGUAGAGUGUGUGUCAUUCUUUCGUUGUUGAUAAAGUGAUAAUACCUGUAUCAAUUCUUUUAUUGAACCAUGAAACUUUGUUGAUCUCC